Vombatus ursinus (common wombat) is the source of this 2272-nucleotide messenger RNA. RefSeq names its product hydroxysteroid 17-beta dehydrogenase 11 (gene HSD17B11). Bases 368 to 1270 code for a protein of 300 amino acids. Gene Ontology annotation, cellular component: lipid droplet. The transcript is spliced from 7 exons. Gene Ontology annotation, molecular function: oxidoreductase activity, acting on the CH-OH group of donors, NAD or NADP as acceptor. The record is from RefSeq and is a predicted model, not a curated record. Lineage: Eukaryota; Metazoa; Chordata; Mammalia; Diprotodontia; Vombatidae.
UUGUUUCGCUUUUCUUGGAAGAAAUGAGAAACAGUUAAUCAAGAUUGGAAAGAGUAAAUAACUCACAACCCAGGAUGAGUUCAGAAAGCUGGAAAAAAGCAGAGUGAAAACCUCACAAAGGGCCUCACAAAUCCUUUAAACAGAGCUAACGAGAGCGAGGAAGCCUUGCUCCCAUCAGGACUUUGUCCCCUCCCUGCCAGAAGCUGGCUAGUGAGCACUCGGUCUGCAUGGUCACCCGAGCCAAUUGCAGGAGACCUUAUAAAACGCUGCCCUGCGGAAGGAGCCCUUCUUUGCCUUGUUUGUUUCUCUGAUUGAAAAGCUUCCUAGCCCAAGGCUCUGAUCGGCCGGAGAGCUCUUUGCUGCAAGAAUGCACAUGUCUUUGCAACUUCUUCUGCUUCUCCCUAUUCUGAUUUUCUCCAUCCUAGAGUCUUUCGUGAAGCUUUUUAUACCUAAGAAGAGAAAAGCAGUCAGUGGAGAAAUUGUACUUAUUACCGGAGCUGGUCAUGGAAUUGGGAGACUCACUGCCUGUGAAUUUGCCAAACUUAAAAGCAAACUGGUUCUGUGGGAUAUCAAUAAGCAUGGCCUUGAAGAGACAGCUGCAGAAUGCAAAAAAUUGGGCGCGAGAGUUCACACCUACGUGGUAGACUGCAGUAACAGAGAAGACAUUUACAAUCAUGCAAAGAAGGUGAAAACCGAAGUAGGAGAUGUUAGCAUCUUAGUAAAUAAUGCAGGUGUAGUCUACUCAGCAGAUUUAUUUGCCACUCAAGACCCUCAGAUCGAAAAAACAUUUGAAGUCAAUGUUCUGGCCCACUUCUGGACUACAAAAGCAUUCCUCCCUGCAAUGAUGAAGAAGAAUCAUGGUCAUAUUGUAACAGUGGCUUCAGCUGCAGGAUAUACGGUGGUCCCCUUCUUAUUGGCUUAUUGUUCAAGCAAGUUUGCUGCUGUUGGAUUUCAUCGAGCUCUUACUGCAGAAAUGGCUGCCUUAGAGAAAAAUGGAAUCAAAACAUCAUGUCUCUGCCCUAAUUUCAUAAACACAGGCUUCAUCAAAAAUCCAAGUAUCAGGUUUUUACCUACCCUGGAGCCAGAAGAAGUAGUAGACAAGCUUAUGAAGGGCAUACUGACUGAACAGAAAAUGAUUUUUGUUCCAUCUUCCUUAAGUUUUGUAUCAGUGCUGGAAAGACUCCUUCCAGAACGUUUCCAGAAUGCCAUGAGACGCAUCAUGAAUGUUAAGUUUGAUGCAGUGAUUGGAUUAAAAAACAAAGCACAAUAAAUGCCUUGGAGCAUUUCCUUCAUGAAGAUCAUUACUUCAUGUCAUAUAUUAAGAUAUACUUCCUUCCUGAAGAAUGGCUACUAUUUGAUGUAAUUCAGAUGCAGCUUAUCCAGGACUUGAAGAUUUGAGUGUUUCUAUUUUUUGUGAUUCUCUUUCUCUAAUAACAAAUUUUUCCUGAACCAUACUAAUUUUCAUUUGCCCCCUGACAGUCAUAUCCAAUGAUGAGAGAAUGCUCUCAUUUUUGCACCUUGGUAUCACAAACUAUUCCACCUGCAGAAUAGCUUACAACCUCCUUUGAUGACAGCUCUUCAAAGCUCACACUCAAAUUUUUAUACUUCAGUUACAUGUAAGUUUUUUAACAAUUCAACAUUCUAGAAGAGAUGACUCCUCCUUUUCUCUAUGACAUCGUUCAGAACUUUUUUUUUUUUUAACCCAGACCUGUGAUAUCAACAGUAUAGGGAAGUCUUAGUCAGGAAAAUGUCUGUAUCCAUACAGAUCUGCAACUGUACUUCAAUUUAAAGUCUUCAAGAGUUUCCUGGAACACUGAAAGGCUAGCCAAGUCACGGAGGCAGUAUGUGUCAGAAGUUGGGCUUGAACCCAGAUCUUAAUAUGUCUCUAAUCAAAAGAUAGAAGUGUAUCAUUAUCUGAGUGAAGUUGACUGUAGGGGCAUUUGGAGACAGAACUUCCUUUGGAACAAGAAAUGGUGAUUCAGACAAUUUGUUAAGUUUUUUUUCUGAAAUAUAACAUUUUUUUUUUUUUUACAAAGAGGUUUAAAAUAUGGGGAUGUUAAGAGGAAAUGACUGGGGCAAAAACAAAAGACAAUAGAACUUUUUUUUAAAAGAGGGAAAUAUCCUCUAUUCUAAUACCAAGUUUUUUGUCUCAGGUAUGAAACUAAGGAAUUAUAGAUGUAUUGUUGAAAUGGAAAUAUCUCAACAAUAAACUUUUGGACUUGAGGCAAGGAACAUAUUUAUGAAUAAUGAUAAUAAAGGAAUUAAAUCUAAA